UCUUUUCCGCCAUGUAUCGCACUUUAAUUUCCAUCCAGUCUCUAAUUUCUAGCCCCUCCAGUAGGAGCCUUUUGUCGGCAGGGGUUGGGCGGACAUUUUCGGUAAAACUGUCCAAAAUGGCAAGCACCAGUUCCUUUAGAAUUGAAUCAGACACUUUUGGUGACCUUGAGGUUCCAAACGAAAAAUAUUAUGGGGCACAGACAGUGCGGUCCACAAUGAACUUCAAGAUAGGAGGUGGGACUGAAAGAAUGCCUAUUCCAGUGAUACAUGCUUUUGGAAUCUUGAAAAGAGCUGCUGCUGAAGUCAAUCAGGAUUAUGGCCUUGAUCCGAAAAUUGCUGAUUUUAUAAUCAAAGCUGCUGACGAGGUAUCCUCUGGCAAACUGGAUGAUCACUUUCCACUGGUUGUGUGGCAAACCGGUUCUGGAACGCAGACAAACAUGAAUGUAAAUGAAGUAAUUAGCAAUAGAGCUAUUGAGAUGAUGGGUGGAAAACUGGGAAGCAAAGAUCCAGUUCACCCUAAUGAUCAUGUUAAUAAAAGCCAGAGCUCAAAUGAUACUUUCCCUACAGCAAUGCACAUUGCUGCUGCAAAAGAGGUACAUGAAGUGCUUUUGCCAGGUUUACAGAAACUUUAUGAUGCCUUGCUCUCCAAAUCCAAGGAGUUUGACCGCAUUAUUAAAAUUGGCCGUACACACACACAGGAUGCUGUGCCACUUAGUCUCGGACAGGAGUUCAGUGCCUAUGUACAGCAGGUUAAAUAUGGUAUACAGAGAAUCCAAGCCGCAUUGCCAAGAAUCUAUGAACUAGCAGCAGGUGGAACAGCAGUGGGAACUGGAUUAAAUACUAGGAUUGGAUUUGCUGAGAAAAUUGCUGCGAAAAUUGCUGAUCUUACAGGGUUGCCAUUUAUCACUGCACCAAACAAAUUUGAAUCUCUUGCUGCCCACGAUGCAUUGGUUGAAUUGAGUGGUGCAUUAAAUACUGUUGCAUGUAGCUUAAUGAAGAUUGCAAAUGACAUUCGUUUUCUCGCUUCUGGACCACGGUCUGGUCUUGGAGAACUCAUCUUGCCAGAAAAUGAACCUGGAAGCAGCAUUAUGCCAGGAAAAGUGAACCCUACCCAGUGUGAAGCCAUUACAAUGGUGGCAGCUCAAGUAAUGGGAAAUCAUGUUGCUGUAACCAUUGGAUGCAGCAAUGGACAUUUUGAAUUAAAUGUUUUCAAACCUUUGAUUAUAAGGAAUGUUUUACAUUCUAUAAGGUUGCUUGGAGAUGCAUCUGUUUCAUUUACCGAUAACUGUGUGGUGGGAAUACAGGCGAAUACAGAGAGGAUCAACAAAUUAAUGAAUGAGUCGUUAAUGCUUGUAACUGCACUUAAUCCUCACAUAGGUUAUGAUAAAGCAGCUAAAAUUGCAAAAACAGCACAUAAAGAAGGUGCUACGCUGAAAGAAACAGCUAUCAAACUCGGGCUAGUUACAUCGGAGCAGUUUGAUAAAUGGGUUAAUCCAGAAGAUAUGCUCGGACCCAAAUAAACGUGAAAAAACAUGUAAAAAUGACUUUCAAUGCUUGACAGAAGAUACCAAACAAUUGGUAUUAAUGAUGGUCUGUUAUCUACAAAAACUAUUAAAAUGAUCUCUGCCUCAA
Molecule: messenger RNA, 1632 nt
Organism: Spea bombifrons (plains spadefoot toad)
Lineage: Eukaryota; Metazoa; Chordata; Amphibia; Anura; Pelobatidae
Gene: FH
Product: fumarate hydratase
Exons: 10
Coding region: 12-1520 (502 amino acids)
Biological process (GO): tricarboxylic acid cycle; fumarate metabolic process; malate metabolic process
Cellular component (GO): mitochondrion; tricarboxylic acid cycle heteromeric enzyme complex
Molecular function (GO): fumarate hydratase activity
Source: RefSeq, a predicted model, not a curated record